UCCACUGGAGGGUAUGUGAAGCCAAGACUUCUUCUCUGCAGGCUCCAGAAGUUUAGAAGUAAAGCGCAAUGCAGGAAAGGGCACCUGCUAGGACUUAAGGCAUCCCAAGAACACAGAACGGACUUUUGAAAUUACAUAUUAUAGCCGGUGGAAAGGGACCAGGAGGGUUUAUCAUUAACUUGGAGGCUCUGUUCGUUGAUAUAAAAAAGGGGAGCCACAGAGGAGCAAGAGGUACAGACGGCAGGAUGGAGACAUGGACCACAGCUGCCCCUGGCACUUCCGACCCAAGCAUUGCCAUCAAUAAUGCAGCAGACAUAUCAGUCAUUGUUAUCUAUUUUGUGGUCGUCUUGGCAGUGGGCAUUUGGGCCAUGUAUUCCACAAACCGUGGGACUGUGGGUGGAUUCUUCUUAGCAGGCCGAAGCAUGGUUUGGUGGCCGAUUGGUGCUUCACUAUUUGCCAGCAACAUCGGCAGUAGUCACUUCGUGGGACUGGCUGGGACGGGAGCAGCUGCAGGAAUCGCUAUCGGAGGGUUUGAGUGGAAUGCCCUGGUGAUGGUGGUGAUUCUCGGCUGGUUGUUUGUACCCAUCUAUAUCAAGGCUGGAGUGGUGACCAUGCCAGAGUAUCUGAAGAAGAGGUUUGGGGGAAAGCGGAUUCAGAUCUACCUCUCGGUCCUUUCUCUGCUCCUUUACAUUUUUACCAAGAUCUCAGCAGACAUAUUUUCUGGAGCAAUAUUUAUUCAGCUAGCCAUGGGACUGAAUAUUUAUGUGGCUAUUAUCCUCUUGCUUGUUAUCACAGCCCUGUAUACUAUCACAGGAGGACUCGCCGCUGUCAUCUAUACAGACACACUGCAAUCCGUCAUUAUGUUGGUGGGGUCUAUCAUCUUGACAGUAUUUGCAUUUAAAGAAGUAGGAGGAUAUGAUGCCUUUGUGCAGAAAUACAUGCAAGCUAUCCCAUCUGAGAUAACUAUUGGAAACACGACUGUUCCCGAAAAAUGCUACGCACCCCGUGCAGAUGCCUUCCACAUUUUCCGGGACCCCAUCACUGGUGACCUUCCAUGGCCUGGACUCAUCUUUGGCUUGAGCAUCCUGGCUUUGUGGUACUGGUGCACAGACCAGGUCAUUGUCCAGCGAUGCCUCUCAGGCAAGAACAUGUCCCAUGUCAAAGCUGGCUGUGUCAUGUGUGGCUACAUGAAGCUGCUGCCGAUGUUCUUGAUGGUGAUGCCCGGGAUGAUCAGUCGUAUUUUGUACACAGACUUGGUGGCUUGCACUGUGCCUGAGGUGUGCAAGAAGGCUUGUGGGACAGAAGCUGGCUGUUCAAACGUUGCUUAUCCAACGAUGGUGGUGAAGCUGAUGCCGGAUGGCUUACGAGGCCUGAUGCUCUCUGUCAUGCUGGCCUCAUUGAUGAGUUCCCUCACCUCCAUCUUCAACAGUGCCAGCACAUUGUUCACCAUGGAUAUCUACACCAAACUACGAACAAAAGCUUCCGAAAGAGAGCUCAUGAUAAUAGGCAGGCUGUUCAUCUUAGUUUUGAUUGGCAUCAGCAUCGCCUGGGUUCCUGUGGUGCAGUCAGCUCAAAGCGGGCAGCUCUUUGACUACAUCCAGUCUAUCACCAGCUACCUGGGCCCACCAAUCUCAGCUGUCUUCUUCCUGGCUAUCUUCUGCAAGAGGGUCAAUGAACAAGGUGCCUUCUGGGGCCUGGUUAUUGGGCUGCUGAUCGGUCUCUCUCGGAUGAUACCAGAGUUUGCCUAUGGAACUGGCACUUGUGUGCAACCCAGCAGUUGCCCGGAUAUCAUCUGUAAAGUUCACUACCUCUACUUUGCCAUAAUCCUUUUCGUCAUCUCCCUCAUCAUCAUUUUGACCAUUUCGUUCUUGACCAAGCCCAUUGAUGAUGUACAUCUCUAUCGUCUUUGCUGGACCCUGCGCAACAGGACGGAGGAACGCAUUGAUCUGGAUUCAGAUGAUAUGAUAAAAACUGAGGAGCCUGAACUUGGCAAAAGCGAUGAACCUGAACCUGAUGGGGAGGUGAGCUGUUUCAGGAGAGGCUUCAAUUGGUUCUGCGGCUUGGAUGAUAAGAAAGGCCCAAAGCUGAGUAAAGAGGAAGAGGCAGCCAUGCAGCUAAAAUUAACGGACACAACGGAAGAUCCCUUCUGGAAGCGUGUGGUCAACAUUAACAGCAUCAUCUUAUUGGCUGUGGCUGUAUUCUGUCAUGGGUUUUUUGCAUAGACAUCUGUGCUCCGGGGUGCUUUUUUAUUAAAAUGAAGGUCUCACUUACUGGAAUUGCAUUGUGAAACCGUAGUUAUGUCCUUAUUGAACCGUAUAACUUAUUUGUUUCAUUCAAAUUGAUGAAUACAGUUUGAUCGCAUCAAGUAAUUGGAAUGAAAACGAUCAGUGCGCUAAAGGGAGACCACAGCAGUGAGACCAAAGAGUCUCCAGUACUUCGUGAAGACUCACGUCAUUAAGAAGUUCCCUCUUUUGAAAAGGACCAUUCCUACUCCAUCUCUAAUUCCACAGGCAAACAAAUGUGGUGGGCUUUCAAUUCAGAACCACAUCAGUGAUACUCAGUGUAUGGAGCUGGCUUGAUUUUUUUUUUUUGAACAAAGUGUUAUUUUUUAAAUACAACUUUUUGUGUUGUCUAAAAUGUUUGGGGAGUGUGUUCUGUUCUCCCAUAAGGGAUGCGAUUUGUAUAGAAAACGGAGGGGGAAUGCGACUGUCGGGCAAAUACAGCCUGCUCUGUAUAGCUGUCCCGAUUCAUUCCUGUGAGACAGAAGCUUUUAAUUGUUUUGUUUCUUCCUUCCUUUCUUCUUCAUGUCUAACACUGUCCUUUCCGCAUGCUAGAUUGCCUCCCCCCCACAUUAGCUGUUUUCAUUUGUUUCUUGUCCUAGAAUGUGAACUGCAAACAUCUGAAUGGGAAGUUGGUUGCCAGUGCAAUUUUAGUGGGCUUGAAACACAUUUGAAGAAAGUCUUCUCUGAUAACGCAGUCUGUUUAUGACUGUCUUUUUACGUUGAGUUUACUGUGUGUCUGUGUGAAAAUACAUGGCCUUUAUUUUUAAAAAUAA
Molecule: messenger RNA, 3055 nt
Organism: Eublepharis macularius
Lineage: Eukaryota; Metazoa; Chordata; Lepidosauria; Squamata; Eublepharidae
Gene: SLC5A1
Product: solute carrier family 5 member 1
Exons: 15
Coding region: 246-2222 (658 amino acids)
Biological process (GO): transmembrane transport; sodium ion transport
Cellular component (GO): plasma membrane
Molecular function (GO): D-glucose:sodium symporter activity
Source: RefSeq, a predicted model, not a curated record